AUGGGAUUUUUUCAACUUGAGUUGGCGCCAGCGAGUGUAGCCAUUGUGCCGUAUGGAGGCAGUCGCGUUGCCGUCUGGAAACAUCUGUACGCGAGGCGAUACUUCAUUAGACCGCUGGCUGAACUGAUUACCAGUUCCGUCAAGUGCAACAGAGACCCACUUCGAAAUAGAAGCGAAGUGACGUUCGACGUUGAAAUGAUAAACCAAGACAUCAUUUCACAUGUUUUUCGAUUUCUCAAUGAAAGCAAGAAGGAAAACAUGACUGAUUCAAAGAUAGAGUUAGUUCCAAUGGAGAAAAUCAGAAUCAAGUGGAGACACACAGAAAGUGAUUUAGAAUCGACUGAUUUCGAACUGAUUGACAAAUGGAGGAGCAACGCGGGAUUAAAGCGACAGGUGACCUUUUCCAUUAUUAGUCGCACUGAUCAAAAGUGCAGGGAUCUGGAAUACUCGCUUACACAUUUUCCUGACAUUUUCGACAUGUUCGAGCUGGAAUAUGUGGCAGUUGGCCAAAAAGUGUCGGCCAAAACUAUCAGAGUUGAGGGCAAACAUAUAUCCAAGGGAUCAUUCUUCUCAAACUUGAAACAGUUUGCGGACAAUUCCAAAGGCGACUUGUAUAUAAACUCGAAGGAUGUGGUUAAACUUUCAAAUGAAAUAGUUUCUUCCGUGAUGGUUGAUUCUGUGACUGACUCCACCUACAUAGCCACAGGGGAUGAAUUGAAUGUGAAUGAAGCAAUCCGGAACACUCUUCAAUCUCAACGAGACUCAACACAGGACUUCAAUGAGAUUCGAUGGGAAUCCGUCUUCUGGGAUCCACUCUCUGCCAGACCCGAUAAAAUUGCAAAGGAGGUAAUUAAAUUUUUCUAG
Molecule: messenger RNA, 864 nt
Organism: Symsagittifera roscoffensis
Lineage: Eukaryota; Metazoa; Xenacoelomorpha; Acoela; Convolutidae
Exons: 1
Coding region: 1-864 (287 amino acids)
Source: RefSeq, a predicted model, not a curated record